This is a messenger RNA of Nerophis lumbriciformis (worm pipefish), 1674 nucleotides long. Lineage: Eukaryota; Metazoa; Chordata; Actinopteri; Syngnathiformes; Syngnathidae. The record is from RefSeq and is a predicted model, not a curated record.
AUGGCCUUUCCCAGAAGUUCCGGCGGUCUCUCGCUCCUGGUCGGGCUGCUGCUGCUCCUGGGCCAGAGGUCGCGAGGGGAAGAGCCCACGGCCGAGCCCGACCCCGGCCGAUGCCCGGAGGACUGCGCCUGCGCGGCCGAGGGCGCCGUGGACUGCGCCGGCGUCAGCCUGACCCGAUUCCCGGCGGGUCUGCCGGCCACCACUCGGCAGCUGGCGCUGCAGAACAACAAAAUCGAGGAGAUACGGGUAGAGCAACUGUCCAACCUGCCUCUGCUGGAGACGCUCAACCUGCAGAACAACUGGCUCACCACUGACGGCCUGGAAGAUGAAGGUUUGGAGAUGCUGGAAGAACUGGCUUAUUUGUACCUGGCCAACAACCAGUUGUCCUCGGCCCCCAAAGCCUUGCCGCCUUCCCUGGUCAGCGCCGACUUUGCCGCCAAUCGGCUGACCCGGAUCUUCCCGUACACGUUCGGCUACAAACCCAACCUCAAGUCCGUCUACCUCCACAACAACAAGCUGACGGACGACGGGAUUCCCGACAACAUGUUCAACGCUUCCGACAACCUGGAGAUCCUCACCCUGUCCAGCAACUUCCUGCGGACCGUUCCCGAGAACCUGCCCCCCAGCUUGUACCGGCUUCACCUGAAGAGCAACGAGCUGGAGAGAAUCCCGGCCGGAGCUUUCCACGGCUUGCGGAACCUUCGGGAGCUUUACCUGCAGAACAACUUCCUGAGCGACGAGGGCGCGGACAACGAAACUUUCAGCCAAAUGACCAGCCUGGAGUGCUUGGACUUGUCCAACAACAAUCUGAGUGCGGUGCCCAGAGGUCUGCCUCGCAACCUGGUGCUACUUCACCUGGAGAGGAACUCUAUUCGAGGCAUCCCCGCCGACGCGCUCCAUUCCGUGCGCAACCUGGAGUACCUUUUGCUGCACAACAAUCAACUGCGCUCGCGUUUCAUCCACCCGGCCGCCUUCCAGGGCCUGAAGAAGCUGCACACGCUUCAUAUGCACAACAACCAGUUGGAGCGCGUUCCCCGGGGUCUCCCGAGACGGGCCAAGACGCUGGUGCUGCUGCGCAACGCCAUCUCGGAAAUCGGGCGAAACGACCUGGCGCCGCUCUACACGCUGACCGAGCUCAACCUGAGCUACAACCGGCUGAGCGACGGCAAGCUGCACCGCGACGCCUUCCGCAAGCUGCGGCUGCUGGAGACGCUGCACCUAUCGGGCAACGCGCUGCGCUCGCUGCCCGUCGGCCUCCCGCGCGGCCUCAAGGUGCUGGAGGCCAAGAACAACGGUAUGGAGGCGGUGCCGGACGGCGCGCUCAGCGGCAUGCACCGCCUGCGCACGCUGGUCCUCAGCGACAACCGCCUCAGGCUCAACUCCGUCUACCAGGGGGCCUGGAUGGAGCUCGUCGCGCUCACGACGUUGGACCUUUCCGGCAACCAGCUGUCGCACGUCCCGACCGACCUACCCGAGUCGCUGGAGUACCUGGAUCUGCAACGGAACCGCAUCGCUAGCAUUCCCCCCUCUGCCUUUGAAGGCAUCCCCAACAUCCAAAAAAUCAACCUGAGGUUCAACCGCCUGUCGGCCUCGGCGCUGGACGAGAGUUCGCUGGCUCGCCUCGGCGGGAAGAUUGACGUCGGCGGCGACGACGAGGGCUCCGAUCGGCGUUAG